AUGUCCGCCAACACCUGGAAGUCCAUCUCAGAGCGCAAGUUGGUGGAACGGGAUGGGAAAAUACCUACUGAAUGGUGCAUUCCAUCCGACAAGUUACCGUCUGCAUCUGUACGCGACGUGAUACCUUUCGCGCGCGAGUCUGGCCUCUUCACGGCUCGAGAGCUCGAGAUUACCGAAUCACUCGCGACAGACAUUGUGACGCGGAUUACUGAAGGACAGUGGUCGUCUUUGGAGGUCACAGAGGCGUUCUGCAAACGCGCGGCGGUUGCACAGCAGCUCCUGAACUGUCUGUCAGAACCGAACUUCGACGCUGCAUUAGCGCGCGCGAAGGAGCUUGAUGCUUACCUUGCCGAGCACAAGAAGCCCAUCGGGCCCCUCCAUGGUCUCCCGAUCUCACUCAAAGACCAGUUCCGUAUUAAGGGUCUAGAUGCUACAAUGGGAUAUGCUGGCCAGGCUUUUCAACCGUGCACCGAGGAGUCUACCCUCGUUCAGCUUCUACACGAGGCCGGUGCGGUCAUUCACACGAAGACUAAUGUGCCGACCACUCUUAUGGCCGGUGAGACCGUGAACAACGUCUUUGGUCGUACUGUCAAUCCCCACAAUCGUGAGAACAUUCCUGGCGGCUCCUCCGGAGGUGAAAGUGCUCUCAUCUCUUUCCAUGGUAGUCCUCUCGGCGUCGGUACAGACAUCGGUGGUUCUAUCCGUUCACCAGCUUCGUUCACUGGACUAUGGGCUUUGCGUCCCAGUAUCGGGCGUGUACCCUACAGAGGCGCCAAUAACUCUUUCCUCGGCCAAGAGGCCAUACAAUCCACCGCAGGUCCUCUCUGUCAUUCGCCCGCCGACAUCCGCCUCUUUAUGCAGAGCCUGAUAUCUACGCAACCCUGGCUACACGACCCCGGCUGCCUCCCCAUCCCAUGGCGCUCCGAAGCCGAGACCCUCUCAGAGAAACUCUGCUUCGCCGUAGCGACAGGCGACGACGUCGCAGACUCGCUCCCGCCUCUACGUCGCGCAGUCGCACUGACCCGCGAAGCGCUCGAGCGCGCAGGGCACAGGGUCAUCGAGUGGACAUGGGCCGACCGUCAAUGUGCUCGGGCGCGCGACAUCGUCAUCAAGAUGUGGAGCGCGGAUGGUGGGGAGGAUGUGAGGCGGCAGUUGGAGGUUACGGGCGAGACACUUCCCGAGGAGAUCGUCGUCAACCCAAAAGGGACGCCGCAGACUGUUUUUGAGACGUGGCAGAACCAGUAUGCUGCUGCAGACUUCAAGGCAGAAUUCCUGGCACAAUGGCAGGCCACGGCUGCGGUCACCGGGACCGGACGACCCAUUGACGGUCUGAUCAUGCCGUGCACUCCAUUCCCCGCCAAACCUCACGGUGGGCGCUACCCAUGGUUCUACACUUCCCUCGUACCUCUUCUCGACGUAUCUUCCGGCGUGUUCCCCGUCACUCGCGUUGACCAAGAGCUUGACGUCCCUCGCGCUGGCUACGAGCCUUUUGGCGAGAUUGACAAGCGCGUACACGAUUCCUACGCCGGCCCGGAGAAGUAUUGGAACGCGCCCGUCGGGCUGCAGCUCAUUGGGAGAAGACUCGAAGAAGAGAAGAUCGUUGGAAUGCUUUCCGAGAUCGAGAAGGCUUUGAAGGCCGCAGAUGUACAUCCCUAA
This is a messenger RNA of Peniophora sp. CBMAI 1063, 1656 nucleotides long. The record is from the annotation of a GenBank genome assembly. Lineage: Eukaryota; Fungi; Basidiomycota; Agaricomycetes; Russulales; Peniophoraceae.